GUGCGGGAACACUAUCUGCGGAAAGAUGUUCCUUGCCACAGUGAAGUUUGUGCAGUUUGCGAACAAGGUAAGUAAGCGUUUGCUAGCAAUGGAAGCUACAGCCAAUCUUUGGAAGUUGUUAUCUUAGUUACAGCAACUAUAGUUCAAUAUCACACACUUUAAUUUAUUUUGUUAUUUAGGCAACGGAACUUUGCUUUGUAAAUCACUGACUCAUUACGUUGUUCCUGAUUGCCAGGUACAGUAAGUUGAAUUUGUUUACCGCACUUUGACCGAUCUUGGCCAAAGGGGUCCGUAUGUCAUUCGUCCGUUCAAUUUUCUUUUGAAAUUAAAAAUUGAAAAUUGAUGUGAAUUUUUUGAUUUUCGUUUUUUUUUAUUAUAAAAAAUACGAAAGUGCCAAAUCGAAAACUUUUGACUUUUUUUCCUUUUGAUAGAAUAUUGAAACAUAUCUUAUAUUUUUAAUUUAAUCUUGUCAACAAUAAAGAGAAAAAUGAAACAGAGCGGCAAUUUUGCUUUUCCGACAAUGUUUCAGUCUGUGGCAUGGCUUAGUUUUUCUGUUUUUCUGGCAGUGUAAUAAUUGAAAAUUGAUUGCAAUUCUCAAUUUUUGUUUUUCAGCCAAAACACUCAAAAUAGUUGAUAGAACUAGCCAAGAGGGAGGGGGAGGGGUCCAUUUGCAUGGUAACUUUUGCCCCCAGCACCCUAUCCCCAUGGUCAGGUCUGCUUCCUUGCUUUUAGGGUUGGGAAUGAAGUGAGAGUUUAGCUGUCUCUUCAUGGUCUUUCAUGAUGUUUUGGAGUGUCUUCCUCAGUUCUGUCCAUUACAGCGAGCAGCCAGACUUUGGACAUUAGCUAAGAAGUUAAAAAGACCUUAGACUUUGUAUUGGAGCAUAGUGGUGGGGGUAAUGUAGCCAUAUCGAUUUUUUCACCAUACUGUAAAAUGUGGUUGGAAGGAAGGUGAGGGAGAGGGAGGCAGUAAGUUUCUGAUACCACCCCCUCCCCAAUGGCCUGCCUGGAGUCUGCGAAGGAAGUGAAAGUUUUGCGCUCUUUUGGACUGUCCGUUCACUGACAUCAUGGCAAGCAAUAAAACCUUCGAUUUGACUAAGGACAGAAAAGUGCUUAAAUUAUGAAUAGCAGCAGGGGAUAUGACAGUUUCUAGGCUUUGUCAAGCUUUACAGGCAAGUACACAUUGUAUUUACAUUGGAGUCUUGCAAAAUCGCCCAAUGUCAUGACUGCAAUAAUGUAGGAUUAAGUAAUCUUAACCAAAAUUUAGAUUGUGGUUAACUGUGGUUACCCUCCAAGCAGUUGUGUUGGGGGUGAAAUCUUCAACACUGAAAACAGCAAAUGAGGAAAGUUGUAUUUCUCAAGUGGAAAUGAAUUUGUUGUACUUAAGGGAUGAGUUUGGAGACAUGAUGUACUGGCUGACUGACUCAGGAUGAUUGAAUGUCUUGCAUUUAGAUGAUGGAUCUUCUCUUCUUGUCAUGGGGGAAGAUUUGACGAAUUUGCCAUCAAACAUCCCACAGAUAGGUGGACAACAUAUACAGGGCAAUUAAGUCAUUUGUUAACUUAUGGUGGCUCUCUUACUGGCUCUCAAGCAAGUUCUUCAAGGACACCACUUUUCGGUAAUGCAAGACAAAAAGGUGGCGCUCUUGCGAAGAUUAUUCAUGCAGAAAUAACACACAAGAAUGUGAAGGGACCUCCUAUGUUCCAAGAGCUAGUGACAGAUACAUUUUGGAAGAAACCGCUCAUGUAAUUUACGUUCAGUCCAAGGCAAGAGAUGCAUUCAACAAUUCACCUCUAGUGUUCAUGAUGAUGCUUGAACAAACACUGAAAACUGAUUGAGCUGUUCACUAUGUUUUGUUAGAAAGGGAAUUUCUGCAAGAAGACAUGUUGACCAAAAUAAAGAUUCUGAUGCUGUUACGUACGCAUUCAGUGUUUAAUUCCUUUCAGUACUGUUAAUAAAUCAUGUUGAGUGUUAAAGACAUGUGCUGACUGCUCAUUUAUUAUUGACAGCCGGGGAAAAAAUGAGCCUUAACAAAAGCCUAAAGUCUCGCUAAAAGCUGAAAAAGUAUUUUGAACUCUGAAGGGUGCUCAUACAGACGGCUAUACAAACAAGGAAGUGAAGGUAGAAAAAAGAAGAAAAUAAUGAACAACAAGCACUUAAGUCUAAUAAACUUAUACUUACCUGUGCAAUUAUGUCCCAAGUGCACUGCUCAAGUUCAUCAUUUGACAGGCAGUUGUGUAAAUUUAUCCCAUUCUCAAAACAAAACCUCCUAACUGACCUCAAACUAAAGCCUUGUUGGGAAAUCUUUCUCCUCACCUCGGAGUGUGUUUUUCUUUGAGUUAUUUCAAGAUCCUUAAUGUACUCAGUACUGAAGUUGUUCAUGUUUGGAAAAGUGACUGCAUGGUAAAUACGAAUUUCCUGCUUCCUCCUUUGCAAAGAAGUGUAGUGUGGGAGGGGAGGGAGGGGGACAGGGGCAAAAAAAUUACCAUGCAAAUGGACCCCUCUCCCUCCCUCUUGGGUAGUUCUGAUUUUGAGUGUUUUGGCUGGAAAACAAAAAUUGAAAAUUGAUUGUAAUUUUCAAUUUUUCUAAGCCAUGUCACAGACUGCAACAUGGUCAGAAAAGCAAAAUUGCCGCUCAGUUUCAUUUUUCUCUUUAUUGUUGGCAGGAUUAAAGUAAAUAUAUGUUAUGUUUCAAUAUUCUAUCAAAAGGAAAAAAAGUCAAAAAUUGGGCACUUUCGUAUUUUUUAUGAUAAAAAGUUAUGAAAAUCAAAAAUUGAUCAAUUUUGAUUUUAAACGAAAAUUGAAUGGAUGAAUGACACACAGACCCUACGGCCUAUUAGACUUGUGCAAACCUUUCAGCAAUAUUUCCUUAUAACACUAUACUUCAUUGUGCAAACAGUUCUUUGACAAAAAAAAUAAUGGUGAAAGCAAUAGAUUGCAUUUGAAACCAAGGCUUUGUAGCAGUUUGUAGUUGACUGUAGUAUGGAGUUACACCUUUCAAACCUGUAGCCAGCUUAGCCAGAAAAUUACUUGUGGUGGUCUAAGUAUUAUGCCCUGACAUAUCACAUGAACCUUCCGAAGUGAUGUUUUUCUUGAGGAUAAAAUUUUUUUCCUGAGGGUCAUCCAUCAAAGGUGAUUCUACAGUGUGAAAUGGAUGGUAAGAAAGAAAAAAAUCACAAAUGCUCUGCAAAUGGCCAUGCUCUGUGAACAGGCACUGGGCAUUUGAUGAGGUUUGAUUUGGAGUUCAAACUUGUAUCCCUACAUCCUCAGGGAUUUUAGUUUGCAAGAAUGUACUAACUGUUAAUUAAAAGCACGGAUGUGAUGGUUGGACAGUGAAGGCAUUCAAGUUUUGAAUUAAAAAAAAAUGAAAAUUAAUGGUUUUGUCAGGACAAGAACAACACACAAUUAAGCCAAACUAUGUGGUUAAUUGACUUGAACUGAUUCUUUGGUGUUUUAUUUCAGGUUUCAAGGCUGUUUCUUGAAAUACUUGAGAGUGCAGAACUACAAGGAAUAAUUUUCUUUGAAACAGUGGUUAAUUAUGUAAGCACAAAACACCUUUUUGUGUAUUUUGCAGAAUGUAGAUCUAUGGAUAUUUUAUAGCAGAUAGAUGUUUCAUUUUCAGAAUCAAUGCUUAAAGGUAUAAUAAAACAUCUCACAUAAGAACAAGCAAGAACAAGCAAGUACAACAUUUGUUGAUAUGCCUUCUUUUUAACAUAUUUUAUUGUCUUAUCAUGAGUGAAUGUCAUUUUUAGUUUGCUAACUUUAUAGCACCGAGUUAAAAAGGCCAAGAACACAUUUAUUUUUAGUUAUGAGUGGAUAUUCCUUUACCAGAUAAGUCAAUCAAUGCACUUGUACAUGAAGCACUUCUGUAAAUGUUUUCAUAGGUCCAGCAUCAAGGAGGGAGAAAACUUCAAUCUCAAUUAAAAGAUAUUGUGAACAAUAACAGGCAACAGAACAUCAUAUUCAGUAAUGAGUUCUGUGAUGGGGCUUAUGUUUCCAGGGAAUCCAAGGAGUCUUCAGAAGAGUGGCAGUGGAGGUGA
Molecule: messenger RNA, 4035 nt
Organism: Pocillopora meandrina
Lineage: Eukaryota; Metazoa; Cnidaria; Anthozoa; Scleractinia; Pocilloporidae
Source: the annotation of a GenBank genome assembly